AUGUCGCAGCCAGAACCUGCCACAACCGCGAAAGAUGUUCCAGGCAGCGAAUUCACUGCUAUAAUGCCAACACCAGCAGUGGGCGAGUCGGACGAAAAUACAAUGGAGGAACCUUCAGCGGAACACACCACUGAGACUACACACGAGGGGAGCGGAAUGAAAGAGGUGACUAGUUCAGAAGUAUGCGACGGCCCCUCCGAGGAGUGGCAGCACAGGCCGCGCGACACUUCUUGGUUCCACGAGAUCACGACCACCACUGUGUUCCUGACCACCACGGUUUACACCACAGUUAUCCCUUCCCCGUUCACGCCUUCCACGAUCCUACCCACCAUGGCCUCCUCUGAACACAUCAAUCCUACGAAGCUCUACGAAGGAUCUGCUUCGCAAGGAGUGAGCUCGAGCAUUGACCCGCAGAAGGGCGAAGGGAAGGACCUGGGCGAGGACGGGCAAGGGGGCGCCACGAAGAACGGCUCCGAUGUGCACGAACGGCCUCAGAGCGACUAUCCGCAAUCAGGGCACAGUGGGAACCAGAUCCCAGGCUCGUCAAGCAGUAAAGACCAGAGCCAUGACAAGGGAGGCAAGACGAACUACAUCACGGUCACGAAGACCAUCACGUCCCCGCCGACGCUCUUCUCCACGAGGCCUUCGACGACCAGUCCGCCGUCACCUCCCGACGAGUCGAGCUAUGACACGACUGAUCUCGUUCGGCCCUCUAUCGAGUAUCCCGGGCCCUCUGCCACCCUCACCGUGCCUUCGGCGACGCCGUCGUUGUCUCAGACAGUCACUCCCUCUCUAACUGUUAACACUAGACCACCAGCGGGCGAGACCUUCUACACCCAACCGUCCUCAAUUGUGACUUUCGACGACUCAUCUCCUACGGCGACGCUGGAAGGAGGCAGCGGAGGGGGCUGGACGGACUGGGGUGAACUCACCCCCGAGAUGUCGCAGCCAGAACCUGCCACAACCGCGAAAGAUGUUCCAGGCAGCGAAUUCACUGCUAUAAUGCCAACACCAGCAGUGGGCGAGUCGGACGAAAAUACAAUGGAGGAACCUUCAGCGGAACACACCACUGAGACUACACACGAGGGGAGCGGAAUGAAAGAGGUGACUAGUUCAGAGAACGCUGCAAUUCCCACCGACGGGACGACAAUCAGCGAAGAGACCGAAACAACAACGAAAGACGACCGAAACCCCACGGAAAUAACGAGUCCUGUCGACGAAACACUGUCAGGAGGGAUAAUUGUAGACGACACAGUAACCGUAGAGACACAUGGGGUUACUGGAGGACCACUAGAAAUAACUACACAGCCAAACGAGGCUGAAGAAGAAAUUUCAGGCGGCGAUGCCUAUGAGCCUACAGCCGCUCUCCCUUCUGCAGUUCCCACUCAGACAGCCACGCUCCGCCCACUGGUCGAAGACGCCGAAAUCACCCACGACCUCACAACACCAGCGAAUGAGGGCACUGACCCUGAUACCGAAGACGGAAACGAUAACAUCUUGACCACGCCGUCCAGUACAGAAAACACUUCAGCGAGCGCCCCCUGGUAUCCUGUCACAACAGGUAGCGUCGAGGCAGUCGAUCCUUCGCCAGUCGAACUCGACGAGAGAGCUUAA
Molecule: messenger RNA, 1614 nt
Organism: Penaeus indicus
Lineage: Eukaryota; Metazoa; Arthropoda; Malacostraca; Decapoda; Penaeidae
Product: mucin-2-like
Exons: 3
Coding region: 1-1614 (537 amino acids)
Source: RefSeq, a predicted model, not a curated record